UAAGCUCCACUCCAACUCCUGACUCUGCUUGGCCAACCUCCUUACCUGUCCCUGGGUUUGACUUGCACUUUCUACUCAGGUCUCUCUCCUCUGAGGUAGGAAAAGACCAUGGGUAAGUGAGUUCUCCUUUUUGAGGUUGGAAAUAAAACUGAGACAGAGCCAGAGAGGAAGAAGGCUGGGCACGAUGUGCACCUGGAUGUCCAAGCCCUGUAGGAUUUGAACAGGAGGUAUUUCAUGGCACCAUAAAUAGACUGUGGAUUGGGGUUGCAGACCAGAGGCCCUGCAAGUUGGGAAGGGCAGGUAGGUUUGCAAGGGUCACAGUAAUUUGGUCCUCCACACCAGAGAAAUUAUCAGCUCUGUUGAGGAAAAUAUGAAGCAGGGGAGGUUAUUCCUUGGCACUUCUCCUCCAGCAUCCUUCCCACCUCUUUUCCCUGCCCUCCUUCCUGGCCUUUCCUUAUUGGCCCAAUACAGAAUUUGCUUUAUUCAUCUUUGUCUUUCCCACAGUGUUCAGCACAUAGUGUGCUUAGACAUGUUCUUUGAAUUAAGGAAGAUUCUUCCACCUGGCUUUGCUUCCUCUUUCAUGUUUUGCCACACUUUCUCACUGGAGAUUCUGAAAGUGUGUCACAUCUUAGGGAGGACAUUGGUGUGGAAUCUGCAAAAUAGCAGGUCCAGUUUGAUAACGUGGCGUCCCCACCAUCAGAAAGAAUUUGAGGGUCUUCUUUCUCCAUGCUCAAGGAGCUAGAUAUCUAUUUUUACAGCUGCUGAAGUAAUGGACACUUGGUUGGCUGCUUCACCCAUUUCUCCAGUGUUUCCUCACCAGACAGUCUGUAGCUCUCCUUUUUGCAGGCAUUAUGGAGGGAUAGCGCAUAGCAGAAGAAAUAUGAAGCAGCAUCACUGAAGUCUGAGCAACCAGCUGCAACAUCCCCAACCCAACCCAGCUUACCUCAGUGUCACGGAACCUGAUCUGAGACUUACGGCUCCCUGCUCUCAUCACAGCUCUCAGAUCCUAGAAUCUACUCCAAUUCCAGCUAGAAUGUUGUGUCAAGCACUUUGCAGAUUUGGUCAAAAGCUGGUACGCAGAUGUACACUGGAACAACCUGUGGCUGAGACUGCCAGAAGCCUGACCACUCUGGAUAUAGUGGCCCUGGGUAUGGACUAUACAAUGAAUAUAAUUGUGUAUAUCCUGCCUGGUGAAGUGGCUAGAGAUAAAGCAGGACCAUCCAUUGUGAUCUGCUUCUUGGUGGCUGGCCUAACUUCAGUGUUGACUGGGCUGACCUAUGCAGAGAUAGUUCCACAUUCUGGCUCUUCAUAUCUCUACAGCUAUGUCACUGUAGGUGAACUCGGGGCUUUCAUCACUGUCUGGAACCUCCUCCUCAUAAAUCCUGUCUAUGUAAGCAUUGUGACCCAAGCCUGGAUCUUAGUUUUUGACAAUGUUUUUGGAAACCAGAUAUUUCAGAUGCUGCAUGACAGCAUCUCACUAAAUGUUUCCCGUGUUUUUGCAGAUGUUCUAGUCUUCUUUGUUGUGUUCCUUGUGUUGUUAUUCAUAGGAUUUCUGACUUGGAAGAUUAGGCAGCUUCCUGUUGUUACCAAACUGUUCACAUUGAUGAAAAUUAUUGUUCUCAUUUUUGUCAUCAUUGCUGGCUUCAUUAAGGGGGACCUGCACAACUGGCAGCUCACAGAAGAGGACUACGUAAAGGCUGGACUCAAUGACACCUCUGGCUUGGGCCCCCUGGGGUCUGGAGGAUUUAUGCCUUUUGGCUUCCAGGGGAUUCUCCGUGGAGCAGCUACCUAUCUCUAUACAUUUGUGGGUUUCACUUUUAUUAUUACCAGAGUUGAAGAAGCCAAGAAUCCCCAACAUUCCAUCCCCAGGGGCAUUGUGAUUUCACUGUUCAUCUGUCUUUUGGUGUAUUUUGGUGUCUUUUCAGCACUUACACUCAUGGUGCCUUACUACCAGCUUCAACGUGGGAGCACCUUGCCUGAGGCAUUUCUCCAUAUUGGCUUGGCCCCUGCCUACUAUGUUGUAGCUUUUGGAUUCCUCUGUCUUUCUAUCAACUCCUUUGACUUUAUAUUCCCCAUACAACUGGUGAUACAUAUGAUGACACAGGAUGGCCUCCUAUUCCCUGUCCUUGCCAGGAUCCAAACUGGCACAAACAUCCCCAUUGUGGCCACUGUGAUCUUUGGCAUUAUUGCACUAGUCAUAGUAUUCUUCUUUGGACUCACUGAUCUUCUGGGCUUCAUGUCACUUGGGUGCCUGCUAGCUUUCUCUCUGCUGGUUUUUGGUGUUCUCAUUGUCAGGUAUCAGCCUGAGAUGCAUAAUGGGGGAAAUGAAGCAGAGGUGCAGGAUGGGAAUAGAGAAGUUGCAGCAGAGAAGCUGACUCUACAGGGAUUACUUUUUCCAGGCAGCUCCAUCCCCACUCCACUCUCUGGCCAGGUUGUCUAUAUUUGCUCCUCACUGCUUGUUCUGCUGAUCAUUCUUCUUUGCCUGGUGCUGGCCCAGUGGCCAGUUCUGCUUUCUGGAGACCCUGUGUGGAUUUCAGUGGUUGUGGUGCUCCUGGUGCUCAUCACUGAGCUCACUGGGGUCAUCUGGAGACAGCCUCAGAGCUCCACUCCCCUUUACUUUAAGGUCCCUGGUCUGCCUUUCCUCUCAGUACUGAGCAUCUUCAUGAAUGUUUACCUUAUGAUGCAGAUGACAGCUGGCACCUGGGCUAUACUUGGUGUCUGGAUGCUGAUUGGGUUUGCUAUCUACUUCAGCUAUGGAAUCCAGCACCGCCGUCAAUUAACCUUACUUAAGACCAAAACUGUGGACCUUGAACUCAGCAGUGCCAGUACAUAUUUGGUUUGACAUCAUCACACCCUAAUGCAGUCUUCCUGGUCUUCUUGUACUGGUCUUCCUGUACAAUAAUGGAACAUACUCUUGAGUGCAUGGAAAGCUAGGCCUCCCACAGAAUGUUAGUGGAGGAACACUAAUAGGACUUUGUAUUUAUUACAUAGUGAAGGAUUUGUCUUUGCUUUUUCUCCUUUUUUAAAUUUUGUCUACUUUUUAAUUGUGUCUGUAGCUGCUUACUGGAUUUUAAAAAGUUCUUAUUAAAAGAUCUAGAAAAUUGGUGCCCGGGUUGCUCAGGCAGUUGAGUGUCUGACUCUUGAUAUAAACUCAGGUCAUGAUCUCAUGGUUCAAGU
Messenger RNA from Panthera uncia (snow leopard), 3177 nucleotides. Its product is annotated as cationic amino acid transporter 3-like. Gene Ontology annotation, molecular function: amino acid transmembrane transporter activity. The record is from RefSeq and is a predicted model, not a curated record. Gene Ontology annotation, biological process: transmembrane transport; amino acid transport. Lineage: Eukaryota; Metazoa; Chordata; Mammalia; Carnivora; Felidae. Gene Ontology annotation, cellular component: plasma membrane.